Vigna umbellata (rice bean) is the source of this 1357-nucleotide messenger RNA. Lineage: Eukaryota; Viridiplantae; Streptophyta; Magnoliopsida; Fabales; Fabaceae. The record is from RefSeq and is a predicted model, not a curated record.
AGUUCUUUCUUCGCCCAAUCCAUCCCCUUUUGACUUCCCCAUGGCUCGCUACUCCCUCUGCGCUCUCCUCCUCUUCGCCGCCGUGGCCGCUGCCGCUGGUGCCAACACCGACGCUGAUGACAUCCUGAUCCGUCAGGUGGUGCCGGAGGGCGAGGUAGAGGACCACCUGCUGAACGCGGAGCACCACUUCUCGAACUUCAAGGCGAAGUUCGGGAAAACCUACGCGACGAAGGAAGAACACGAUCAUCGCUUCGGGGUAUUCAAGUCAAACCUGCGCAGGGCGAGGCUUCACGCGCAACUCGACCCCUCCGCCGUCCACGGCGUCACCAAAUUCUCCGAUCUCACUCCGGCGGAGUUCCAUCGCCAGUUCCUCGGUCUCAAACCGCUCCGCUUGCCGUCAAACGCGCAGAAGGCCCCCAUCCUCCCCACCAACAAUCUCCCAAAAGAUUUCGAUUGGAGAGACAAAGGAGCCGUCACUGGCGUCAAGGACCAAGGUGCGUGUGGAUCGUGUUGGUCUUUCAGUACCACGGGGGCAUUGGAAGGAGCUCACUUUUUGGCUACUGGUGAGCUUGUGAGUCUUAGUGAGCAACAGCUUGUGGAUUGCGACCACGUGUGUGAUCCAGAAGAAUAUGGAGCGUGUGACUCAGGCUGUAAUGGUGGCUUGAUGAACAACGCAUUUGAGUACAUACUUGGGGCUGGGGGAGUACAGAGAGAAAAGGACUAUCCAUACACUGGAAGAGAUAGCUCCUGCAAAUUUGAUAAAAGCAAAAUUGCAGCUUCUGUAGCUAAUUACAGUGUGAUUUCCCUUGAUGAAGAUCAAAUUGCUGCAAAUCUUGUGAAGAAUGGCCCUCUUGCAGUGGCUAUCAAUGCAGUAUAUAUGCAGACAUACAUUGGUGGUGUCUCUUGUCCAUACAUCUGUGGGAAGCAUUUGGAUCAUGGGGUUCUUUUAGUGGGUUAUGGUGAAGGUGCAUAUGCUCCCAUUCGUUUUAAGGAAAAGCCUUACUGGAUCAUUAAGAAUUCGUGGGGGGAGAGCUGGGGAGAGAAUGGAUACUACAAGAUCUGCAGAGGUAAAAAUGUAUGUGGAGUAGAUUCCAUGGUCUCAACAGUAGGUGCUAUACAUACAUCCAGCCAGUAAACACUAGGAUAUAAUAUAUCAUUCUGGUUGUGUGAUGUGAUACUGGACUAGAAUAGUUUGUAUAAAUAUUUAUGUUAUGAACUCUAUCGUUUGGAUCAGUAAACUUCUAAGAUCAUGUUGUUUAUGCAGUAUGUAAUUCUGUAUGCUUGUCAGUCCAGUGCCUAUGUUCUUUGUUAUGGCAACUUGGCAGAGUAAAUGAAUUGGAAAUACUUCAGUGUAAAA